Funneliformis geosporum is the source of this 295-nucleotide messenger RNA. Lineage: Eukaryota; Fungi; Glomeromycota; Glomeromycetes; Glomerales; Glomeraceae. The record is from the annotation of a GenBank genome assembly.
AGGAGAAGGGUUGCACACACGAGGGCGUCACCAAAAGGAAACGGGAGGUCGUGGGUGUUGUAAGCAACUAGUUCCAUGCUCCCAAAGAAGAGGCGUUACCAAACAGCUUCACCAAGAGGAGAAGGAUUGCGCACACGAGGGCGUCACCAAAUGGAAACGGGAGGUCGUGGGCGUUGUAACUAAAACCACUUCCAUGCUCCCCAAACAAUUUCUAAAGAAGUUAUAUGUUCGAUCUCCUAUUUAUUUCGUAUUUACGAAAGGCAUUUUUGAUUUGCGUAACGCCGUAACCACUGGC